GUCUCCCCCCCUCUCUCUCUCGUUUCCUUGAGCGGGAUUGCACCGGGUGUCUGCGCUCUCCGAGCAUCUCCUGAACGGACCAGCUGGUGGGGGGAUUCUGCAUUUACCAACCCGUUUAUGUCGAGUGCAAGGAUUUUUUUUAUUAUUAUUAUCGGAAGGAUUUGAGCCCCGUGAGCUUUGAUUGGAGAGCAAAACGUAACAUUGAGGGUCCAGGCAGAGCGCCGACGUCUGUCUGUUCCAGACCUGGAACCCGCCCCCAUCCUCCCCAAAAACUCGACUGUUUUUCAUCAAUUUGAUUUUUUUGGGUUGGAUUUCAUUCUGGAAUAAUGAUGUGGAAACGCGAGGCUUCAUAAAAUGGGCUGACGCCGUGAGUAUCCAUGAUCUUCAUCACAUCAUCAACGGCAGUCAAGACAUUUGCAUUCCUCCAGAACUGCUUCUGUGGAUGGUACAAACCUAAUGACCAAGUAGCUGCAGGAUGAAAACAUGGCUGCACCCCUUCUUGCACCGCCAGGACCUGAUAGCUUCAAGAGGUUUAACAAGGAAUCUUUGGUGGUCCUUGAGCAGCGCAUCAAAGAGGAGAAAAACAGGAAGCCGCCCAAGCAGGACAGCAGCUACAGAGAUGACGAUGACGAGAACAAGCCGAGACCCAACAGCGACCUGGAGGCUGGGAAGAGCCUUCCCUACAUCUAUGGAGACAUCCCUAAAGGAAUGGUGGCGGUACCACUGGAUGAUCUGGAUCCCUUCUACUUGAAUACUCAAAAAACAUUUAUAGUGCUAAAUAGAGGGAAGACAAUCUUCCGUUUUAGUGCCACACCUGCCUUGUACUUCAUAAGUCCUUUCAAUCCGAUUAGGCAACUAGCUAUUAAAAUUUUGAUACAUUCUCUUUUCAGCAUGAUCAUUAUGUGUACUAUUUUGACCAACUGUAUAUUCAUGACCUUUAGUGAUCCCCCCGAAUGGUCAAAACAAGUAGAGUACACAUUCACAGGAAUUUAUACAUUUGAGUCUCUUGUAAAAAUCACUGCCCGUGGAUUCUGUAUAGACGAUUUUACAUUCCUAAGAGAUCCCUGGAACUGGCUGGAUUUCAUGGUCAUUUCAAUGGCAUAUAUAACAGAGUUUGUGGACCUGGGCAAUGUAUCUGCGCUGAGAACGUUCAGAGUUCUCCGAGCAUUGAAAACUAUCUCUGUCAUUCCAGGCCUAAAGACCAUCGUUGGUGCCCUGAUCCAGUCUGUGAAGAAGCUUUCGGAUGUGAUGAUCCUGACUGUCUUCUGCUUGAGUGUCUUUGCCCUCAUUGGUCUCCAGCUCUUCAUGGGCAACCUGCGCCAAAAGUGUGUUUAUUGGCCAAUCAAUUUGAACGAAACAUACCUGAACAAUGGCAGCAAGGGCUUUGACUGGGAUGAGUACAUCAGUAACGAUACCAAUUUUUACAAACUGCAUGGCCAGAUAGACCCCCUGCUCUGUGGAAACAGCUCAGACUCUGGCCGCUGCCCGGAGGGCUACACGUGCAUGAAAGCUGGGAGGAAUCCAAACUACGGCUACACCAGCUUUGACAGCUUUGGCUGGGCCUUCCUUGCUUUGUUCCGACUCAUGACACAAGACUUCUGGGAAAACCUUUAUAUGCUGACUUUGAGGGCAGCAGGGAAGACCUACAUGAUCUUCUUUGUCUUGGUGAUCUUUGUGGGCUCAUUCUACCUGGUCAAUCUAAUUCUGGCUGUUGUAGCCAUGGCUUAUGAAGAGCAGAACCAAGCCACAAUGGAAGAAGCCCAGCAGAAGGAGGAAGAAUUUAAGGCUAUGCUGGAGCAGCUGAAGAAACAGCAGGAGGAAGCCCAGACUGCUGCCAUGGCAACAUCUGCUGGUACAGUGUCAGAGGAUGCAGUAGAGGAUGACGGAGGGGGGCAUAUGUCUUGCAGUUCGUCAGAGAUGUCAAAGCUUAGUUCUAAGAGUGCCAAAGAACGCCGAAACCGUAAGAAGAAGUGGCGACAGAAAGAGCAGGAGAAGGAGAAGGGCGAUAGUGAGAAGUUUGUCAAAUCAGAGUCAGAUGAUGGAAGCAAAAGAAGCCGCUUCCGUUUUCCUGAUAAUCGACUGGGUCGAAAGUCUUCCAUCAUGAACCAGUCUCUCCUUAGCAUUCCUGGCUCGCCAUUCCUCUCCCGCCACAACAGCAAGAGCAGCAUCUUUAGUUUCAAGGGCCGAAGCAAGGAUGUGGGCUCGGAGAAUGAGUUCGCCGAUGAUGAACACAGCACGGUUGAGGAAUGCGAAGAGCGCCGUGGCUCCCUGUUUAGCCCCUACCGACGGAACAGCUACACGGGCUUCCAUGGAAAGAGGAACAGCACAGUGGACUGCAACGGAGUGGUGUCACUUAUCGGCACUGGGCCCGGUGGACGACUUCUGCCUGAGGUGAAAAUAGAUAAGGCAGCUACUGAUGACAGUCCAACUACUGAGGUUGAGGUGAAGAAGAAGCUGUCGGGCUCCCUGAUGGUGUCUGUGGACCAGCUCAAUACCUCCUUUGGGCGGAAAGAGCGGGCCAACAGUGUCAUGAGCGUCAUUACCAACACACUAGUGGAGGAGCUGGAGGAGUCUCAGCGAAAGUGUCCGCCAUGCUGGUAUAAAUUUUCUAACACAUUCCUGAUCUGGGAAUGCUGCCCCUUGUGGAUUAAGAUCAAGGAGAUUGUAAACCUCAUAGUCAUGGAUCCUUUCGUGGACCUGGCCAUCACUAUCUGUAUUGUCCUCAACACCCUCUUCAUGGCAAUGGAGCAUUACCCCAUGACCACUGAAUUUGAAGAUAUGCUCUCCGUGGGUAAUCUGGUGUUCACUGGGAUCUUUGCUGGUGAGAUGUUUCUCAAGCUUGUGGCCAUGGAUCCAUACUAUUACUUCCAGGAAGCUUGGAACUGUUUUGAUGGAUUUAUUGUGACACUGAGUUUGGUGGAGCUGGCUUUGGCUGAUGUUGAAGGUCUUUCUGUGCUGCGGUCAUUCCGAUUGCUGAGGGUGUUCAAGCUGGCCAAGUCAUGGCCCACCCUCAACAUGCUGAUCAAGAUCAUUGGUAACUCUGUGGGCGCCUUGGGAAACUUGACUCUGGUGCUGGCCAUCAUUGUCUUCAUCUUUGCUGUAGUGGGCAUGCAGCUUUUUGGAAAGAGCUACAAAGACUGUGUGUGUAAAAUCAGCGAGACCUGUGUUCUGCCUCGCUGGCACAUGCACGACUUCUUCCACUCAUUCCUGAUCGUCUUCCGGGUGUUGUGCGGUGAAUGGAUAGAGACCAUGUGGGACUGUAUGGAGGUUGCUGGUCAAGCAAUGUGUCUUAUCGUCUUUAUGAUGGUUAUGGUCAUUGGCAACCUUGUGGUGUUGAACUUGUUCCUUGCCUUGCUGCUGAGCUCAUUCAGCGCUGACAACUUGGCUGCAACUGAUGACGAUGGUGAGCCAAACAACCUUCAGAUUUCCGUCAUGCGGAUCAAGAAGGGCAUUGCUUGGGUAAAGGCGAAAAUGCGCAUAGUGGUGGCAAGUCUUCUAAGAAGAUCUCCAAUGGAAGAUGAGCAGAAGCCGUUGGACGAUAUGUAUAAAGAAAAGCCCAACUGCAUUGCUAAUCACACUGGCGUAGACAUCAACCGUGACCUAGACUAUGCCAAAAAUGGCAACGGCACAACCAGUGGUAUUGGCAGCAGUGUGGGCAAGUACAUGAUCGAUGAGGACCACAUGUCAUUCAUCCACAACCCAAACCUCACGGUCUGCGUGCCCAUUGCCGUGGGAGAAUCUGACUUUGAGAAUCUCAACACAGAAGACUUCAGCAGUGAAUCGGACAUUGAGAACAGCAAAGAGCUGGAUGACACCAGUUCUUCUGAGGGUAGCACCAUUGACAUCAAGCCAGAUGUGGAAGAGGUGGUGGUGGUGGAGGCGGUGGAGGAAUACAUGGAACCAGAAGCUUGUUGGACAGAUGCUUGUGUUGCCAAAUAUAAGUGCUGUGAUGUGGACAUAACCAUUGGCUGGGGGAAGACCUGGUGGUUCCUGAGAAAAACUUGCUACCUGAUAGUGGAACACAACUGGUUUGAGACGCUGAUCAUCUUCAUGAUCCUCCUCAGUAGUGGCGCUCUGGCUUUUGAAGAUGUGUACAUAGAGCAGAGGAAGACCAUUCGAAUUAUUUUGGAGUAUGCUGACAGGGUCUUCACCUACAUCUUCAUCUUGGAGAUGUUGCUGAAGUGGGUUGCGUAUGGUUUUGUCAAGUACUUCACCAACGCCUGGUGUUGGCUGGACUUCUUCAUUGUUGAUGUGUCUAUAGUCAGCCUUGUAGCUAAUGCGCUGGGCUACUCCGAUCUAGGGCCCAUUAAAUCACUCAGGACACUAAGGGCCUUGAGACCCCUCAGAGCCUUGUCACGUUUUGAAGGGAUGAGGGUGGUAGUCAACGCCUUGGUUGGUGCCAUCCCUUCCAUUAUGAAUGUGUUGCUGGUUUGCCUCAUCUUUUGGCUGAUUUUCAGCAUAAUGGGGGUCAACAUGUUUGCGGGCAAGUACGGGUUCUGUUUCAAUGACACGGCAGAGGACUACCUCCCAUAUUCGGAAGUCAACAACAAGUCCGACUGUAUUAAACUCAUGGAAGAAAACAACACUGAAAUCAGGUGGAGAAACGUCAAGAUCAACUUUGACAAUGUGGGCGCCGGCUACCUUGCUCUUUUGCAAGUGGCCACCUUCAAAGGCUGGAUGGACAUCAUGUACGCUGCGGUGGAUUCCAGAGGGGUGGAAAUGCAACCAAGUUAUGAAAUCAACAUCUACAUGUAUAUCUAUUUUGUGGUCUUCAUUAUAUUUGGGUCCUUCUUUACUCUAAACCUCUUCAUUGGUGUGAUCAUUGACAACUUCAACCAGCAGAAGAAAAAGUUUGGAGGUCAGGAUAUCUUCAUGACAGAGGAACAGAAGAAGUACUACAACGCUAUGAAAAAACUCGGCUCUAAAAAACCACAAAAACCUAUCCCACGACCACAGAACAAGAUCCAGGGAAUGGUGUUUGACUUUGUGACGCAGCAGGUCUUUGACAUCUCCAUCAUGAUCCUGAUCUGCCUCAACAUGGUCACUAUGAUGGUGGAAACGGAUGACCAGUCUGACGAAACAGAAAAUGUCCUGUACUGGGUCAACUUUAUCUUCAUCGUCGUCUUCACUACAGAGUUUUUGCUGAAGCUCUUUGCUCUGCGGCACUAUUACUUUACCAAUGGAUGGAACAUAUUUGAUGUGGUGGUGGUCAUCCUUUCCAUUGUCGGUAUGUUUCUGGCUGACCUGAUUGAGAAGUACUUUGUGUCACCGACGUUGUUCAGGGUGAUCCGAUUGGCUCGUAUUGGUCGAAUCCUCCGUCUGAUCAAAGGAGCCAAAGGCAUCCGGACUUUACUCUUUGCCUUGAUGAUGUCACUGCCGGCUCUGUUCAAUAUUGGCCUGCUGCUUUUUCUGGUCAUGUUCAUCUUCUCCAUCUUUGGGAUGUCCAACUUUGGCUAUGUAAAACACAGUGCAGGUAUUGAUGAUCUAUACAACUUUGAGACCUUUGGCAACAGCAUGAUCAUCCUGUUCAUGAUCACCACAUCGGCCGGCUGGGACGGUUUGCUGCUGCCGAUUCUCAACUACCCACCAGACUGCGAUGCCAACCUGGAGAACCCUGGUACUUCGGUGAAGGGUGACUGCGGCAACCCCUCAGUGGGAAUCUUCUUUUUUGUUAUGUAUAUCAUCAUUUCUUUCCUGAUUGUGGUUAACAUGUACAUUGCCAUCAUCCUGGAGAACUUCAGUGUGGCCACAGAGGAAAGUGCUGACCCACUGAGUGAGGAUGACUUUGAGACUUUCUAUGAGAUCUGGGAGAAGUUUGAUCCCACUGCCUCUCAAUUCAUUACAUUCGCCAAGCUGUCUGACUUUGCUGAUGCUUUGGAGCACCCACUUCGUGUGCCAAAGCCUAACACCAUAGAACUAAUUGCCAUGGACAUGCCCAUGGUGAGUGGUGAUCGCAUUCACUGCCUGGACAUCCUGUUCGCUUUCACAAAGCGUGUGCUGGGUGAUAGUGGUGAGUUGGACAUGCUGAGGCAGCAGAUGGAGGAGCGUUUUGUGGCAGCAAACCCCUCCAAGGUGUCGUAUGAACCUAUCACCACCACCCUCCGGCGCAAACAGGAGGAUGUCUCUGCCAAAACCAUACAGAAUGCCUACCGUGCCCACCUUAUCAGGCGUGGCAUCAUCUUUAAGCGCCACAUUUUAGCUAACAAUAUGCUUGAAAAUGGUGGGACCAACCAAGACAAGAAGGAGAGCACUCCGUCCACAGCGUCUCUCCCAUCCUACGACAGUGUGACCAAGCCUGACAAGGAGAAGCAGGACAAAAGCAAAGAGGAAUGGGCCAAGAAAGAGAAGGACAAAAACCAAAAAGACGAGUGGGAAUCCAAGUGUUAGGAUUCAGUGACUCUUAAAAAAAAAUCAAAGAGAUGAGACUCUGAGGGAAAACUCCCAACAAAUGUAGAAAACUCAUUUGGAGGGGAAAAAAAAUCAAAACACACUAAAACGUUUACAAACUCGAGUAGUAACAAAGCAAUGUGUUUUUGGAUUUUCUCAAAGACAGUUCAACUAAAAGCGUCAGUUUACUGCAAAACCUUUGCUUAAUAGAGACCAAGAGAAAUCGAUACUUAAACCAUGACUUGCUGUGUGCUCACACACUUUUCGGGGACCAACUGCCACAGAAACCACUGCUAAACGAUCGGACCAUUGCAAAGUACCUGCCACCACCUCGUGUGGACCCCUGCAGCCAAGCUCCAGGUGCUGCCGGGCCGGAUCACGCAGAUCUCAACAGAACUGUCUUAGCAGUCUAAAAUGAUGGUCUGUAGAACAACGUUCUCCACCUUCAACAAGAAAGAAAACCAACAAUAUUCACGUUUAGUAACGAGGAACAAACCAGAGAGGAAAGGAGAAUCUCAGAACUGUAGAGUCUGUUUGUGCAGAGAAUUCCUGCAUCGUUACAUUAUUUGAGCAGCAAAAAAAGAUAACAUUCAGCCCAUGUCACUAUAGUCGGUCAUUCUUUUUAUUUUUGCUAUACUGCCCCAGAAAAGAGACAUUUUUUCUACACGGGCGUUCACGGUGAGCGGGUAGGUGUCAUUAAUCGAUGUUUUGACUUGGGCUGAUGGAAACUUCUCAGACAGAGUUCCUGAUAAAUAAUAAUUAUUGUGCUUGUUAAAUGCAUAGAAAUGACUUGCAUGAAGGCAUGUUGUGAUCAGGAGUCAUGCAUGAUUAAUCAUAAUCCACAAGACACUUAUUCUCAGACCACUGCAGUGGCUUGACUAUAGGUUUGGGACUGUCCACUGGUGAAAUUACAGGAUUUAUAUAUAUAUAAAAAAAGUUUAAGAUUUGGAUGAUGCUAUCUGGAAAAAUUUGGGCCUUUUAUAUUUUUUCUGAUCCCAAGUUUGUUGAUUUUGAAUUGGCGUAUAAUUGAUAUUGGAUGAAGGUAAAAAUUGAAAGGCACUAUUAACAAGCAGAUUUUUCUGCUGCUCUUGAGUGUCAGCAGUGUAGAAAGAGAGCUGAGUGCUAGAAUAAGUGAAAGCAGUAAAAUCCUCAUGUUGAGGGUGCACAGUUUUGGAAGGUCAUGCCUGUAGGCCUGAACCAAACCAGGGACCGCCGGUUUUCUUACUCACUUGUGGUCCCUGUUUCAGCAAUGAGGUCAGGUGAUAUUUUCACGCCAAGGAAUCCAUAUCUGGUACGGGUAAAGGACCAACGUGCUCAGUGGUCAAUCAGUAUCUUCUGUCCUGAUGGAGUUCCUGCAGAGACGACAAAGAUGUGGUUCUAAUUUCCCGUUUUUUUUUUUCUUCCUGGUGUUUGUGAAGGAAGGGAUUUUUCAUGCAAAAACAGACAAAAGUCAUGUCAUAAAAUGUAUUUUUUUUUAUUAUUAUGAUUUAGACAGUUAAUUUAGAGAAGAAUUCCUUAAGUCCUUCACUGAUGUCUUAGUGAUGCAAUCAUUUAAAAAAAGUUUUGAUCAGUGAGACUGACGCAUCUCAUUCAGCAGAGUUAGCAGAGAAUUACCACAAGGAAAUGCCUUGUUGUGCCUCGCAUGAACUGAAGGUAGACAGACAGAAAGGCCUUGUGGUUUAGAGAGUAGUCACAUGGCUUCUGUCUGGUUUUUCCGGGGGGAUAAAACAACAAAUGUGGACCAAUGCAUCAACAGAAGCCCCCUCUUUGGGUUUUCUGACAAACUGCCAUAUUAACAAAAAGAGAAGCGAUUAAGAACAGUGCUUUGGUCUGAGUCAGAGUGCUGAAAGUCCCAUUGUCGUCAGUGUAUCUGUGUGCUUUUGUGGGACCUCUUAAACACUGUGUGAUCAUGGACCCAGGUUUGCACCAUCCUUCACACACUUGCAGGCUUCCAAGUGUUAUCACCUCCUUUAAAAAUGAAAAAAAAAAAGCUUGAGAUUGUGGUUCAAAAAGCUAACACCUGCCGAGAAAAAUCAUCAGCAGACCUCACAUUGAAGCAGCUAAUGUUGUAUUUAAAAAAAAAAAAAAGCUGCAAAAAGUUCCUUUUUCAUAAAAAAACGAGGGUUUGACAAUUAAUAAAUGAUACACAACUGCCACUCUAGAUGUUCUGCCAUUUUUAAAAAAAUUCCCUGCAGUAGUAACGGUCCUGUUAUUAGUGGAUGACCACAGAUAAAUUCGGCAUCCAUCGUCACACCUCUUCUGCCAUUUGGUGUGUUCAACACUGCCUGUACCAGAACCCCCUGUACUAAAACUGAGUUCUGUUUACAGUAUGAGGUCUCUGAAUCAGUUUGGCUGCUGCUGCUGCACACUGAAACCAAAACACAUUCCUGACCAGAACCACCAGAGGAAUGACUUCUUCUGACUGACUCAUUUUCAUUUUGGAUGAAGCAUUUUAGAAUUAUAGCAUUCACUUAAAAAAUAAUAAAAAAAAACAAAAAAAAA
This is a messenger RNA of Oryzias melastigma (Indian medaka), 8889 nucleotides long. It is a transcript of the gene scn8aa, whose product is annotated as sodium channel, voltage gated, type VIII, alpha subunit a. Gene Ontology annotation, cellular component: axon; voltage-gated sodium channel complex; plasma membrane. The transcript has 27 exons. NCBI's taxonomy places the organism in Eukaryota, Metazoa, Chordata, Actinopteri, Beloniformes, Adrianichthyidae. The coding region runs from base 484 to 6387 and encodes 1967 amino acids. The record is from RefSeq and is a predicted model, not a curated record. Gene Ontology annotation, molecular function: voltage-gated sodium channel activity. Gene Ontology annotation, biological process: neuronal action potential; membrane depolarization during action potential; sodium ion transmembrane transport.